UUAUGAGCUUGCCUGAUUGUAAUGUUUUUGGUUUUUGGCUGGUCACAGGCAACCAUUAUUACUGGAUUAUUUCUUCUGCAAAACAGAGCAGUGGAACAACACCAAAGGGGAGCAGCUAAUGGAAUUGCUAUGACCGCUAUGUCAAUAUUUAAAGCAGUUGGCCCUGCUGGAGGUGGUGCAAUAUUAACUUGGUCCCAGAAGAGGUUAAAUGCUUCUUUCCUCCCAGGAUCUCACUUGGUGUUCUUUGUCCUGAACCUAGUAGAAGCACUUGGAGUGUUGAUGAUGUUCAAACCAUUUCUGGCCGAGAAAAAGACAGCCCCAUUAGAACAGUUACAAUGAUAUCAGUGAUGACAUAAUGUUGCUGCUGAAACCUCAAGUGAUGAAUAAUGAAAGCAACAUCCAUUAAUUUUUGAGAUGCUUUCGUGAAGGAGGCGACGAUGACGACGAUAAUGAUGCUUCGGCUGAUAGCAGCCAGCAAGAUCAGUGAGUAGACGAACAUAACUUUGUCCAGCCUGCAGGCUUUCCUUCUUACCCUUCACAGACUUCUCUCUCAGAAGCCGGGAACAAGAAAACUAACUAAAAAGAGGGACAGAAAAGUGGAAAGAGCAAGAAAAUUAGAUUCUUCAUGUGGAUUCUUGUGUUAGAAUGGAAUCAUUUAACUCAGAAAUGUUUGUGAUAAGUUCAUUGUAUUGUUGUCUAUUUAAUUGUAAUUUUUUUUCCGUGGGCAAGGUAAUGGUUAUUUAAUAUUUAUUAUGGAAACAAGGUGGUCAUUGUAGUAUUUAUCGUCUUAAUAUUAUAUUGAAUGGAAUUUGAGUCUCA
Neltuma alba is the source of this 819-nucleotide messenger RNA. RefSeq names its product protein ZINC INDUCED FACILITATOR 1-like. The coding region runs from base 22 to 339 and encodes 105 amino acids. The transcript has 4 exons. The record is from RefSeq and is a predicted model, not a curated record. Lineage: Eukaryota; Viridiplantae; Streptophyta; Magnoliopsida; Fabales; Fabaceae.